Messenger RNA from Nannospalax galili (Upper Galilee mountains blind mole rat), 4899 nucleotides. It is a transcript of the gene Mfap3l, whose product is annotated as microfibril associated protein 3 like. The record is from RefSeq and is a predicted model, not a curated record. The transcript is spliced from 3 exons. The coding region runs from base 506 to 1732 and encodes 408 amino acids. Lineage: Eukaryota; Metazoa; Chordata; Mammalia; Rodentia; Spalacidae.
GUGCAGGAGCCGGGUCCCGCCCAGAGGCUGGCAGAGUAGAGCAUCCCCCCACGCGCACUGCACGGCCCGGAUCUCGGGUGGGUAGAUCCCACGCUCUUCGGCUCACUCCGCCCCGGCCGCCGGCUGCAGCGAAGACCCGGCGGCUGCGUCCGGCACCGGGCGUCCGCACCGCCCGCAGCCGCACUGGGCAUGCUCGGCAGCCGCGGGCUCCGGCGCCGGUAGGUGGGAAGGUCUGCGCUCUGCCAGCCGGGCGCGCAGCCCGCAUCCCGGAGAGGCGCGGGCGGAGACGGCUGUUCGGCGCAGGGCGCCGCAGGGCUCUCCGGAUGGCCAUGGCGAGCGGCGCACGCCGACCACCUGAGUGGCGCAGUGGUGUCAGGUUUUUAAUCACAUACCAACUCCAUGGAUCCAGGACAGGUUUGUCCUGUGGCCUGCUCUGAAUACUGUGUUGUCUGAUAGACGAUUCCAUCGGCAAACCAUCUCUUGCCUUACAGAGCGAGCAAAGAAGAUGGACCUGUUAAAGAGCCAUCUGACCGAGUGCUUCCUACCUUCUGUGCCCUUCGUAAUCCUAGCAGCUACUCUAGCAACUGCUAAGAGUGCUGCUAACAGCACUUUAAAUGGCACUGAUGUGGUCUUGGGCUCUGUGCCUGUAAUCAUUGCCAGAACUGACCAUAUCAUAGUCAAGGAGGGGAACAGUGCCUUGAUUAAUUGCAGUGUUUAUGGCAUCCCCGACCCACAGUUUAAGUGGUAUAAUUCUGCUGGCAAGCUGCUGAAAGAAGACGACAAUGAGGAGAGAGGAGGAGGAAAAUGGCAAAUGCUGGACAGUGGCCUCCUGAACAUCACUAAGGUGUCUUUCUCAGACCGAGGUAAAUACACAUGUGUGGCUUCUAACAUCUAUGGUACUGUGAACAACACAGUGACCCUGAGAGUCAUCUUUACCUCUGGAGACAUGGGCGUCUACUACAUGGUUGUAUGCCUCGUGGCCUUCACCAUUGUCAUGAUCCUCAACAUUACCCGCCUGUGUAUGAUGAGCAGCCACCUGAAGAAGACUGAGAAAGCCAUCAAUGAGUUCUUUAGGACAGAAGGUGCAGAGAAGCUGCAAAAGGCAUUUGAGAUUGCUAAGCGCAUCCCCAUUAUCACCUCAGCCAAAACUCUAGAGCUUGCCAAAGUGACCCAGUUCAAAACCAUGGAAUUUGCUCGGUACAUCGAAGAGCUUGCCAGAAGUGUGCCUCUGCCUCCACUCAUCAUGAACUGCCGGACGAUCAUGGAGGAGAUUAUGGAAGUGGUUGGGCUGGAGGAGCAGGGGCAGAACUUUGUGAGGCAUACCCCAGAAGGCCAGGAGGCCACAGACAGGGAUGAGGUAUACACAAUCCCCAACUCUCUAAAGCGAAGUGACUCUCCCACCAAUGACUCAGAUGCCUCGUCAUUGCAUGAACAGCCUCAGCAUAUUGCCAUCAAGGUGUCAGUUCACCCCCAGUCCAAAAAGGAUCACGUUGAUGACCAAGAGAGUAGACAGUUAGAAGUUAAAGAUGAAGAGGAGACAGAACCAUCAGCGGAACAUUCCCCAGAAACUGCAGAGCCUUCUACAGACAUAACAUCCACAGAGCUGACAUCUGAAGAGGUUUCACCUCUGGAGGCACCAGAACAAGGCUUGCCGCCAGCACACCUGGAGACAACAGAGCCAGCAGUGACAUGUGACAAAAACACCUGCAUUAUUUAUGAAAGCCAUGUCUAAUAUUAACUCACGAGAAGCUAUGCAUAUCAAGAAAAUCAGGGGCUGCUCCUUGUAAUACAGAUGUAGUAUGCACUUGCCGCUAAGCCUUACCAGGAGACUCUCAUCCCUUAGGUAGGAGUGAUGCCAUGUGAAGAGGGGGAAACACCUGUGUGCAGGUCAUGUGACUGGAAUCACCCCAGUAGAAAAGAAUGCGGAUGCAAGAACACUGGGAUAUAGAACUGAUAAGAUGGGGCAGAGCUGUCUGUCCAUGUGAUCGGAAUUUUAGAGGCCAUUCUCUGCCAAAUCCCUUAAUUAGAGAAGUCCUUUUGGCAAAGAGUACAUUAUUGUAAGAUUGAGUUCAGGAGCCCCGUUUAAGGCAUACUGCAUCGCUUUUCCUUUUAAAAAUUAUAGGUCUGCUUACAAUAGCAAUGCUCAUACAUGGGUUUGUUGCACUUUCCUCUCAGUUUUCAUCAUCUCCACGGUUCCUUUAUAAUGGAGUAGUUAUUACGUUAAUAUUAGUUGCUCAUUCUGCCUUAGUCUUCGGUGUCACUUUUGUCCUUAUUUUCCCUAGUAUGCUUACCUCAGAGUCUUGGGUGUCAAUCGCCAGUUCCAUAGCUGGUAUCUACAAGUCAUUUAUAAUGUUCCAAAGUAGUUACUAAGCUCUUUUUUUCUUUAUCCUUUUUCAAAAAUGCCCCAAGCCUAUUUUCAUACAUUUUUUCCAAUGAAGCUGCUAUUGUGAAACUGAGAAAAACUUUGCCCCAGAAUAGCACUUUAGUAGUCAAAUAAAAACGUGUCUACCUGUCCAGUUCUAAGAGCAUUUGGUGAACCCAUCUGAGGUAGGGAGCAAGAUUGCAAACGGUAAAAUAUACCCACACCACUCAUGAAAAUGGUUUACAUGUAGGUAACACCAUCCUCCAAACAAAGAUUGGUUCUUUACCUCGAAGAUUUAUUGCCUCCAAAGAUAGAAGUGUUUAGUGAAUUCCUGUAGUUUCAGAAUGCCAGGUUCCCAGAAGGAACCCAAGUCAGCUUUAUAGUUGCUUUAGGGCAGCAACUAGAGCAUAACCAAGUCUCCUUGUCUACUGAAUAGCUGACUUGUUGGUCAUUGAAAGGUAGCAUGUAAGAUGAGGGAAAUGACAUAGAAGAUUUUAUGCCAAAAUGAUUUAAUUAUUAGUCCCACAGAUAUACUGUAUGUAGAAGGCAGUAUGACAUUAGAAAGCAAAGACAAAACCAGCCAUCAAAGGUUUAAUACUUGACUGUGCCAGUACCAGCUCCCAGGCUUUUGGCAAACCUGGGCCUCAGUUUCCCUGUCUUUAAGAGAUGGCAAACUGGAGUGAGCUCUGUGUGCCAUUUUUUUCCAAUGGUAUCACUCUUUCAGAGAAACAAACUAAUAUUAACUUUUAUUUUUUGCUUUUUAAACAAUUGUUCUGAAGAUUCUUUGUUUUCAUCUCUGGGUUCCACACACAUUUUCAUGCCAUAUCACCAUUACUUAAGCAAAAAAGAUCAUAGCAUUUCCAACAAAUGUUGGAAUUUUCCCCCUCCAAAAAUAAUUAGGACUUCUAAAUUUUUUAUUUAAUAUUGAUAAGAAUGAGUACUAUUAUUUUACUUUCAUAUGAAAGCAAGAAAGAAUAACCUUAAAAUAGUCCUAAGAGUUGAGGCAACAUCAGCUAUGCUGAGUGUGAUGGGGUUGUGACAUCAGAGGUUACAUGGGCUACAUUGGUUAUCAAAGAAGAGACCCAGAUGUCCACAUAUCACUCUAUCCCCAUCUGAGAAAUUGACCUUAGACAACUCCUUUCUUGCUGGGGUUUUAAUCUUUUCACCUAUAGAAUAUUCAGGUAAUGCUCAGUAGUUCAUAUGGUCCUUUUAAGCUCACUUAGAGUUUCAUAGAAAGUCUUCAAACCAUGACAACCCUCAAGUCAAAUGAAGAGUAAAACUGAGUAUAUGAGGCAUGAUCCAUACAAACUUUACAUCAAAAAUAUCUGGCUCUGUAACAGUGUAGUGGGCUUGGCUCCAGAAGUGGUCAUGAUGGGCUUAUAGACUACUCAUAUGGAAGGGAAUUUAAUAACACAUGGUGUUCAAUCAAACCUCCAUUUAAGAGGAAUUCCUUAUGAGCACCUAGUUGGAAAUGUCUUAGGGGUCACCUAACAGAUCAUAGCUUGCAGUCAUGAGAAGCUAUGACUUCUGUUGGGGCUCUGUGGAUAGGGAUUUUAUGCAUUCACAUUGCAGAAAAGUUUUAACUCCAGCUCUUAGAACUUACAAGUUUUGUGAUUGUCACGGAGGUUAAUAAAUUCUUAACUUUAACUUAUGCACCCAGAGUAACAACAAAGUUAGACUGGUUAAUGGUUUGUGAUGAUGUAAACAUUUCCCUAUUCUAUUCAGUACUCAUUCCAUCCAGACUCAUGUACAUAUUUCCCCAUGAAACUAUAGGGAAGGUAUCCAUUCUGUAUAGAUACUAAUUAAGGAUAAUUAGCUAAAAUGGGGCAGAUUUUCUAUGAAGCAAGAGCUGAAAUAUGUGACCAAAGAAUGUUUCCAUAUUGGUUUUGAGUCUUUAAACUUAAAUGGGGUGGGAAUUACAUAGAUUUUCAAAACUUCCUUUUUAAGGCAUGGAAGUGUUUUUCUAUAACAGCCAACCUUAAGGUUGCUUGACUUAUAAUGGAAUUUCUCCCUCCAGAAUUCUAUGCUCUUCCUGUGCCUCUUAUAGCACCUUGCCUUGAGAGAGGCCUCCUUCCAGAAUAUGAAAUGUGGAAGACUUCAAGCUCUGAGAUGAUGGUUUAAAGAAAUGAGGAAUUCCGCUUCUUAGAAUCUUUCAUCAGUGUGGUUGGAUGUGCAUGCACACACACUGGUGCACAGAGAACUCAUUUGGGCAAUUUGAAAGUUCAACACCAAAUCCCAAGUUAUGUAUGUCUUCUGGGCCUUCUGUAGUCAUUCUUAAAGUCAAACAAUUUCUGGUUUCUGAGUCAUCCUGGUCACACCUCUAGCAACUUUUUUCUUGAAAUUCUGAAAAUGAUUCACAUACAUAGGCAUUUUCAAUUCACUUAGAUGAUCUAUAAAUUUAGAUGGUAUUUAUUCUAAAUGGGAAAAUACCCAGAAUUUUAUAUGGGAAAUAUCUAUGUAAUUUAUAAUGGUUUGUUUUAUAUAUUUAUAUUUUCAUAUCUUUAGGGCACAUCUGCUGGUCUCAUCUUUUUGUACAU